UCGCGCACCUAUUACGCGCCAGGCACCGUAUGUAUGGGCCGUCGGAUUGGAGGCUACAUGAGGCAAAGGUCUUUCGCUCUCCGGUCAUUUACAGCUUCACAGGACGCCCCGGGCCGGACCGCACACGGCAGGCUCCCGCCCCGGCCGCGCUCUUCCCGGCUCGCCCCGCCCCCGUUCCAGGAAGUGAGGCUUCCAGCCGCCCGGCCGACCGCGAUGCAUUCUGGGGAAGCAGCAGCACCAGACCCAAGAUGGCGGCCAGCAGGAGGCUGAUGAAGGAGCUUGAAGAGAUCCGCAAAUGUGGAAUGAAAAACUUCCGUAACAUCCAGGUUGAUGAAGCUAAUUUAUUGACUUGGCAAGGGCUUAUUGUUCCUGACAACCCUCCGUAUGACAAGGGAGCCUUUAGAAUUGAAAUCAACUUUCCAGCAGAGUAUCCAUUCAAACCACCCAAGAUCACAUUUAAAACCAAGAUCUAUCACCCUAACAUUGAUGAGAAGGGGCAGGUCUGUCUGCCGGUAAUUAGUGCUGAAAACUGGAAGCCAGCCACCAAGACCGACCAAGUAAUCCAGUCCCUCAUAGCACUGGUGAACGACCCCCAGCCUGAGCACCCACUCCGGGCUGACCUAGCUGAAGAAUACUCUAAGGACCGUAAAAAAUUCUGUAAGAAUGCUGAAGAGUUUACAAAGAAAUAUGGGGAAAAGCGACCUGUGGACUAAAAUCUGCCAGGAGUGAUUCCAGCAAGUUUGAGCAGAGCCCCGAGCAGUACUCAGAUACCCCGCACAGCAGGACUCUGGAAAACUGACACGGGCCACCACCUGGCGUCCGCUUGUGCCAGUUACUAACUUUCUACAGUUUUCUUAAUCAAAAGUGGUCUAGGUAACCUGUAAAGAAGGAUUAAAAAAUUCAGAUGUUCUA
Molecule: messenger RNA, 912 nt
Organism: Peromyscus maniculatus bairdii (prairie deer mouse)
Lineage: Eukaryota; Metazoa; Chordata; Mammalia; Rodentia; Cricetidae
Gene: Ube2l3
Product: ubiquitin conjugating enzyme E2 L3
Source: RefSeq, a predicted model, not a curated record